This is a messenger RNA of Cercocebus atys (sooty mangabey), 1223 nucleotides long. It is a transcript of the gene SFTPC, whose product is annotated as surfactant protein C. Gene Ontology annotation, cellular component: extracellular region; alveolar lamellar body. The coding region runs from base 302 to 991 and encodes 229 amino acids. The transcript has 7 exons. The record is from RefSeq and is a predicted model, not a curated record. Gene Ontology annotation, biological process: respiratory gaseous exchange by respiratory system. Lineage: Eukaryota; Metazoa; Chordata; Mammalia; Primates; Cercopithecidae.
CAGGACCUUCACCUGGUUAGUGUGAGUGCUCCAGGAGGCGGGCACCCUCCCUCAGCCCUCAAGCAAAAAUGAGUUUUAAGGAGAAGCAGCAGCAACAGCAGCCACAGAGCUUAUGACAGCUACAGCCUAAGGGCAACAGGCAAGGGAGACCAAGGACCAGAAAGAGCAGAGGCUUUUUCAAAGAAAGAGACCCCUCUCCUAGCACCCAGUGAUGGUGGCAAGCCCCACCCACAGUGCCUGCUAAGAACAAGUCCCACGUGAGGACAACACGGCCCCCUGAGAUGCCCACAGGGACCCCGAGAUGCCUGCAGUGCUUGGCUCUCCCGCUGGCUGGCUGCCCACCUGGCUCAGGCCCAGUACGCACCCUGGUCACACCUGGGAGAGCAGGAGAGGACAGCAUAGCACUUGCAGCAAGAUGGAUGUGGGCAGCAAAGAGGUCCUGAUGGAGAGCCCCCCGGACUACUCCGCGGCUCCCCGGGGCCGAUUUGGCAUCCCCUGCUGCCCGGUGCACCUGAAACGCCUUCUCAUCGUGGUGGUGGUGGUGGUCCUUGUCGUUGUGGUGAUUGUGGGAGCCCUGCUCAUGGGUCUCCACAUGAGCCAGAAACACACGGAGAUGGUUCUGGAGAUGAGCAUCGGGGCUCCGGAAGCCCAGCAACACCUGGCCCGGAGUGGGCACCUGGGUACCACUGCCACCUUCUCUGUUGGCUCCACUGGCCUCGUGGUGUAUGACUACCAGCGGCUCCUGAUCGCCUACAAGCCAGCCCCUGGCACCUGGUGCUACAUCAUGAAGACAGCUCCGGAGAGCAUCCCCGGUCUUGAGGCGCUCACUAGAAAAGUCCAGAACUUCCAGGCCAAGCCCGCAGUGCCUACCUCUAAGCUGGACCAGGUGGAGGGGCGAGAUGCAGGCUCAGCACCCUCCAGAGGGGACCUGGCCUUCCUGGGCAUGGCCGUGAGCACCCUGUGUGGCGAGGUGCCGCUCUACUACAUCUAGGACUCCUCAAGUGAGCAGGGUCAGUGGAAGCCCCAGGGGGACAGGAAACGCCCUGGGCAAAGGGUCUUUUGCAGCUUUUGCAGACGGGCAAGAAGCUGCUUCUGCCCACAACGCAGGGACAGGCCCCGGAGAAAUUGGAGUUUGAGUAGAGGAUGGGAGCGGGCAGAGGUGGUGCCCAGGGGCCCUGGAACUCCUGCCACAACAGAAUAAAGCAGCCUGAUUGAAAAGCAAA